GAGGACAGGAUGGACACGAGAUGCCAAGAUUUGACGAGUACGAGGCAGAUUUGACAUGUAUGGUCGAAACAGACAGUCAGGGAUAUUGUAGAGAAUGCUAUGGGUCGACUGACUUAAUUAGUCAGUGUCAAGUCUACGUUACACUUGUCUGUGUGUCGAUGCGAUUUGAGUCUAGCGCUGUCCCGCGUUUGUGCUUGUGCUUCGUCCAAAGUCGCGGUUUCGAAAGGUGAGCAAGUACGACAACACAGGGCGGA
Molecule: messenger RNA, 254 nt
Organism: Dothidotthia symphoricarpi CBS 119687
Lineage: Eukaryota; Fungi; Ascomycota; Dothideomycetes; Pleosporales; Dothidotthiaceae
Exons: 1
Coding region: 21-230 (69 amino acids)
Source: RefSeq, a predicted model, not a curated record